This is a messenger RNA of Fusarium verticillioides 7600, 823 nucleotides long. RefSeq lists its product as hypothetical. NCBI's taxonomy places the organism in Eukaryota, Fungi, Ascomycota, Sordariomycetes, Hypocreales, Nectriaceae. The coding region runs from base 453 to 716 and encodes 87 amino acids. The record is from RefSeq and is a predicted model, not a curated record. The transcript is spliced from 2 exons.
CCACUACUGCGUCAAUUUUGGCACUCUGCCAGUUCCUGCCACGACGAUACCUGUCAGUUGCUUACCGACAAUUGGAUCAUAUGCUCGCAUUUGUUGCCAGCCUUGAUUACGUUCGCCAUGGAUUAUCAUCCUUGGCCAAAACUGGCCGGCUCGCCUCACUUUGCUGCAAGUAUGUAUCUUCUGGGUUGGCACUCUUCAAGCGUUCCCUGCACCGUGCCGAGAACAGGCAGAAGGCAUUUAGCUUGUCUGUGGUCAAUAGCAAUGCCAUGAAUUGAAGGGCAGAGGCAUUAAAGGGAGCUUGACUCCGGUGUCUAGCGGUCAGCAACCUGGAUAUGGCUAAGCCUGCUUCCUUCAGACCUCUGUGGUCCAGCAACCUUAACACCAAGGCGUGAGAUUGGACAUUCUGCAGAUGCUGCAUAUCGUCAUGCAUAAGCAAGCAAAACCGUAACAUCAUGCAGUGCUGGUCGGUAUUAUUUGACAAGGUCAAGGUAAAUUCUGCACAGCCAGCGAAUAGGAAGCUAAUCGGCAAGACGAAAGGAGGGUUUGGGCGUACAUGGUCGGGACGGGAAGAGCCUUUUCUGUAUACGGCUCAGGCCAUAGCCGUACCUGUUCUCACAAAAUCGGUUCCCCGAUAUGCGUUUUACAAAGUUUUGGAGGCUCGGCCUACUGUGUUCGUUGAUGAUGCCUGCUGUAAUCUGACGCGAGCGACGUGUUGACCCAUCCCACACACGCAUGCAUGAUGCUAAGGCCCAGGUUGUUAUGGCAAGGGAUACAAUCGCAGCACAGACACAUCCACAUUAUCUUUUUGCCUGUUGUACUUGAC